AUGGGCGAUGUGGCCGACAUCCUCGGGCUUGGAGGUCCACCAGCGCCAUCCGGGAGGGCGUCGCCCGUGUUAGGUGGCCCGUUGGGCCCCCUCCAAGAAAACAAGCGGGGUAAGGGUGGAGCUGCUCCGAUCAAGAAGGCCGGCAAGCCUCAGGGUGUCAGCCGGGAGGUUCACGCCUUGCUAGGAUCGGAGGGGCUGCCGCCGGAGGUAUGUAGUGUAGUGUGUGCUGGACCCUUGCGGGGUCCUGGAUAG
Messenger RNA from Ectocarpus sp. CCAP 1310/34, 252 nucleotides. The record is from the annotation of a GenBank genome assembly. Lineage: Eukaryota; Phaeophyceae; Ectocarpales; Ectocarpaceae.